AUGUCUCUGGUGAAGAGAGUGGCGGAGUAUUGUGGUCGAACUGGAGGUGCGGGCACCCUUGAGUCUGACGUCUUGAUCUUUCAAGCCUUAUUCCUAACGGUAGGCGAUACGCAUUCCACAUGGGACGAGGCAUCGGCGACCGGAGUCCAGUCAUCGUCGGCUAGAGCCGAUGCUUUGCUGGAUAGUUCGUCGUCAGUGCGCCACGCCCCCGAGUCGGCAUUGAAAGGGGUCAUCUUACGAGUACCGAAUUCUUGCAUGUGGGGCCCGGGGAUCUCUAUAUUGCUGUCUCACGGGGACGUUCAAUUCUCAUCAUUGACUAGUAUAUCUCUGGGCGCCAUGUUCAACACGUUUGUGGGUAUCAACCACAGUGAUACGACUAAAAAUCCAUCCGAGCGACGGCGUGCUAUCGUGGCGAAGGCUUGCGUGGAAUGCCGAAGACGAAAGACCAAGUGCAUUGGAACACAGCCCUGCACUGGUUGUCUAGCAUGCAAUGUGGAAUGUGUAUUUCCGGAGUAUCGGCGGCGAGGUAGAAAAAGCCAGAAGGCCCUCCACAAUGCCAGGAACCUUGACUGUGAAUCAAUUGUGAACCUCCUUUUUCCACACACGCCUGUGCAGUCACUCAAGGGACUUUCGCGAUCGGAUUUGUUAGAUCGUGCUAAGUCCGUCUGUGUUGAAGAGGAUAAUUCUCCUUUGACAAGCAACCAAAGUUCCUCAAUCGCAUCACCAGACAUCACAGUGCCCAUAAAGGCAAGAGCUGUGCCAGAUUCGGAGGCCAAUGACAGGCUAUACAAACUCCAGUAUAGAGGUUCGACUCUCUUUGAAUGGGACGAAACUUCUCCAAAAUAUCACCACUCUGUGGAAGACGACGUGAACGCUCUCUCGUUGUCGGCCGAUCGAAGAUCUUCUUUUGUGGGAAUUUCAUCGGUCGCAGCAGCGAUCAGAGCCCUGACAAGCAUCCUGCCGGCGCAGCUCGUUGAUCAAAAACCCACGAUAUCCACAUCCUCCCCGAAUACAAUAGAAAAUCCCCCUGCAGCCACGUCCUUGACUCUUCCUUAUCGAGUUGUCUCCUACCGCGAUGAGCAGCGCCUGAUCGACGCAUACUUCACUAACAUCCACGUCUUUGUUCCUAUUAUUCACGAGCCAAGCUUUCGCAACAAAUACUUGACCAGUCGUGGUAGCCAGGAUCGGUCAUGGCUGGCACUUCUGAAUAUGGUCCUUGCUUUGGGAAGUGUUGCCACUUCACCAGGCGAUUCUGACGAGGAUUUUGAAUAUUAUCACCUCGCCCAACAAUACCUGUCACUGGAGAGCUUUGGAAGUGGAAGGCUAGAGACAUUACAAGCUCUGGUGCUUAUGGGUGGGCAAUACUUGCACUUUCGCAAUCGACCAAACAUGGCAUCUGCUAUCAUUGGAGCAUGCUAUCGAAUUGCGAGCGGUCUUGGCUUAAAUUUGAGAAUACCCGAAGAGACUAAAGGCAAAUUAAGCCUUCAAGAAGAGGUGAAACGACGGAACUGGUGGGCUAUUUACGUGCUGGACACAUGGGGCUCUACAACGCUGGGUCGGCCUUCGGUUGCGCUGAAUAGUUUGAUUGAUACGCCGAGAAACAUACUUGAUGAUCAGCGCGGCGAGCUUUCACCAAAUGAGCCAACGAUACACGCCCCUUUGAUCCAUAAUAUUCAGCUAUGCAAAAUCAUCAACCGCAUCCAAGACCGACUACUUGUCAACUCUCUUCUCGAUGACCAUGAAAUACAGUUUUAUGAUGAUAUGUUGCUAUCCUGGUUCGAAACCCUACCGCCAUUCUUGCGCUCACCCGAUCCAAAUGUGCCGGACCUUCAAGAUGCCCGCUUGGUUCUCAAAUGGAGAUACCACAAUAUUCGAUUCCUUUUACAUCGCCCCUUGGUUCUCGAUACGGUCGUUCGACAAACACCAUUCCAUUGCCUCUCUACGAACGAACAAGCUGUUGUCUCCCGAUGUCGCGACAUUGCAGCAGAAUCCAUUCUCAGUAUCCAAGCAGAAUGGCGCCCAAACAAAAUUUGCUGCUGGAAUGCAAUAUGGUUCAUGUUUCAAGCCUGCUUAAUCCCAGUGAUGGCAUUAGCUCUUGAGCCUACCGACCAUGACGAGUAUCAAAGUUGGUGCAAUCAGGUCCAGAUUGGGAUCGCAGUCUGCGAAGAAAUGUCGGGAUUCAGUCCCGUUGGCCAAAGAACGAAGUCGUGCUUGGAGCAAUUAUUCUUAGCUGCUAUCAAGGGAUCACCUCCGACGUUUCGGUACCAGCCUUUGAGUAGACAACCUCCCUUGGAUACCGUCAUGGGAAUAUUCGCGAACGACUGGGACCAUCUAGACGGAGAUGAGCUAUUCUCCCAGUUUACUACUCCCGGCGGCUCAUACAUAGACGACCAAUUUCUCCUCGCACAAUACCAACCAUACCAAUGA
Messenger RNA from Penicillium daleae, 2427 nucleotides. RefSeq lists its product as uncharacterized. Gene Ontology annotation, biological process: DNA-templated transcription; positive regulation of transcription from RNA polymerase II promoter by galactose. Gene Ontology annotation, cellular component: nucleus. The record is from RefSeq and is a predicted model, not a curated record. Gene Ontology annotation, molecular function: DNA-binding transcription factor activity, RNA polymerase II-specific; RNA polymerase II cis-regulatory region sequence-specific DNA binding; zinc ion binding. The transcript has 5 exons. Lineage: Eukaryota; Fungi; Ascomycota; Eurotiomycetes; Eurotiales; Aspergillaceae. The coding region runs from base 1 to 2427 and encodes 808 amino acids.